UUGAUUUGAAAUCUUAUGUAGGCCAGUACGAGAUAAAGGGUCAGUCACCUGGACUGGCACUAUGGGUCCCGUUUAUAUCCUAGACUGCUGCAGUGUGAAAGCCAAGCUUUUUCGAAGAGCCUGCGAUCAAAGGACCUGAAGAAACAGUGGUGAAGAUAAUAUUACUGUAAUGUUACGAGGAAUAAAGACAUAAGCCUCGAGGGCAGCCGUCCCCUGCCCGUCGAACUUGGCAUGCAUGAAACAUUCAUGACCUUGGCGACCUCAGUUGACGCAUGGACCAUGUAUCCAGAAGUUAGGAUUUCAUUCCACUGCCCAAUUGGGUCGCAUACACCGCUACUUCCCCACCCACCGUCUGGUCGUAGUCGAAGAUAGAAGCCAAGAUAUGUCCGAUCACAUGUGCGCAGAAUGGCUGGCACUGGACCGUGUCCAUCAGGCAGACGCAGGUCACGCCCACACGUACUGUACUCCGUAUACGUCGUCGCACACAGAAAGUAGAUGCAGGCAGGCAGGGCAGGGCAGUGGACCGUCCGUCAGGGUACUGAAAUGAUUCGUUCGGGUCAAGGUACAGGGCCCUCGGAUAUCGAUUUCGUGAAGAACUCGUUGUUGUUGGAUGGAAAGCCGACGACGGCACGAUGUACGCCUUCUACUGUGUCUCAUGAGCAGAGCCCGGCAUAGCAGAUGCAGCAGAAGCUGACAAUUGGACUCGCCUCAUCUCCUUCUUGCCCUCGCCAUCGAAGCGUGUGCCCUGGAGCUAGACAAAAUGUCGCAGUCGGAUGGGUGUCCCCGUCGACACCCUCGUUCUCACGCGCGUGCUGUGUGGUUCGAUGACCAUGUGAAGGCAGAAUCCGCCAGCAGUGGGCGCAAUCUUCAUCCCAGUCAUGCCCUGUGUAAAAUCUGAGUGCAAGGUCGUGUUCCGAUUAAAAAAGUGAAAAUGGAGACCGAAACCUGGCCAUUCACGGAUACUUGGAGCUUACAUGGAAACAAGGAGAUUGUGUCACGGUACCAGAUUUUGGAAAAGAUCGGAGAGGGAGCAUUUGCAGAUGUUUACAGGGCGAGAAGACGGGAAGAUGAUUUGAUUGUCGCCCUGAAGGAGGUUCACGACUCAGACAGUUCGUAUAGGGAAGUGAAAGCCCUCCUUCUUCUGGACCACCCCAAUGUCGUCAAACUUUACGAGUACUUCGUGCAGGGCAGCAACAUGGUGCUCGUCCUGGAGUACCUGCCUUCCAAUCUUGCCCAGGUCAUACGAGCUGGUAACCUCACGGAGGCAGAAGUCAAAGGCUGGUGUAUCCAGAUUCUGCGCGGGCUAUCUGCUUGUCAUUCAGCCUCGGUUCUCCACAGGGAUAUCACGCCCGCCAAUCUACUGAUCUCCGAAGAUGGAACCUUGAAGAUUGCAGAUUUUGGAACGGCCCGUGUUUUGAUAAAGGAUGCUGAGGGGGAGAUUGAUGGAUUUGGUUAUGGAUCAGAAGUUGCUGAUGACGAAUUGGCAGCAAGUGGCCUCAACAAUUCAGAGCCUUGUGAGAGUGGACGAGAGUUCAACCCCCAAAUUGAAGUAGACGGCGUCACAUCAACUGGAACCGGCGUUCCCCAUGUGCCCUUCAGAACAGAAGCACCUGGCCGACAGUUCGGUUCAAGUCCAAAUCGCUUCGAGACGGGGAAUGCUGGGCUACAAGAUUUUUCUGAAUCUGAUAAUCCUCAGGUUGCAAGCACGAGCCCACGAGACAGAGACUCUGACCUCCCGGAUCGCGAGUCGAGUGGUUCUGCGGUCGAAGGCAGGGCGCAUGAUGGAGUGGAGAAAAUGGAGAGAAAUUCGAGCCAAUCGGUCGGACGGAGCGUGUCAGGGUUUCAGAGUCCUGGAUUGCAGGGCCAGGAUCCUGGAUGCUGCGGAUGGUUUUCCUCAGAGCCAGAUUCCGCACUUCCUUCGAUCAAAACUGCCGACCCAGCUGCUCUCCAGCCAAACGUCGUCUGGAAUGCAGGGACAGAGCACCGUCCUGGCCAGGACGCAAACGCCAGAUCCCACGAGGAUGAUGACGAGGAGAGUGACAGUGACAGUCGCUCGAAAGAGAAACAGGGAUUUCAGGACUGGAUCGUUACUCAAGAGAACACUCAGCAGACGUACGAUGCUGAUAACCUCGCCCAUGGCAAGGCAGAACGUGAAGGCGAUUUGCUGCGAAAGUUCCAUCGAUUUCUCAGGAAGCGAACGGGGCGCUCCGAGGGAAAAAUGGAACCGAAGGAGGUUUCCGCUUCUGAACCUGAGGGGGCUGCCAUGGCAGACGAUCAGGAGGACGUGUGGAAGGAGCCCUCGAAAAAUUGGGAUCCCACAUGCGCGCUCAUGACGCAUUCCGAGCAAGCUCCUUCACUGACGACGAGCGUGUUCAGGCACCCGGCGGCUCAAGAGCUCCGCAGAGGAGUCGAUGAAUUGGACCCCCGGGGCACCUUCAAGGACGCCAGAGCGAACAAGGCAGUGCGCAGCAACAUGUCGUCGUCCACCGGAUCUCUAAGAGCGAUGGCUUCUGCUCCCAACUCUGCACACAAUGAUGGAUUCAACCGUGCGAUGUUUUCGGAGGGCCUCUCUGCUGUUCACGAUGAAGUCGCGCCCGUGGUGGAAAAAUCGGGAGACGAUUUGGAGGCUGACGGCUUCUGUGCACGAUCGGUGGGAGCUGGGAAUGCUAGCUCUUCUCAUAGGAAGGCCGGCAGAUCAGGAGCUAUCAAUAUCGGUGGCAAAGGUGGUCAGAGACCGGGAACGGGACCGGAAGGCGAGUUUGGGAGUGUUGGGAAAAUCGUUGGAACAUCAUGGGACCAAGUGGAUGAGCACUCGAGGUCGUUGUCGGAUGUCGAAGGCACGAGGUGGUUUAGAGCUCCACAUGUCCAGGAUUCUUACAUGGAGACUGGCAAGGCAGACGCAUUCGGCGGCAUGCGGUCGUCGGGUGAAACGAGACGGGACGAUGUAGAAUUUGAAGAGGAGUGGGAAGAUGGCACUGAAGGCACUGAAGGCGGGGCUUACGGGAGGAGAGGUGGAUCAUCGCAGGACACAAGUGAUCGAGGUGAGAACAUAUCAGAAGACGGUGAGGCUUUUACAACCAUGGUCGGUACACGCUGGUACAGAGCACCUGAGCUGCUUUAUGGAGCCACCAAGUAUGGAAUGGAGAUCGAUAUCUGGGCAUUUGGAUGUGUUUUUGGGGAACUCCUCUCAGGCAAACCGCUCUUUCCUGGAUUGAAUGACAUUGAUCAACUCAGUCGGCUGGUGAGAAUAUUGGGUUCUCCAACUGAGAAAGAGUGGGAAGGUGUAACCUUGCUACCCGACUUCAGCAAGAUUAAAUUUGUGGAUGAUCGCUCUCCGACGACUCUCAGAAACUACUUGCCAAACAUUUCGAAGACCUCCUUAAAUUUUCUGGAAAGAGUCCUUGCGUAUGAUCCUCUUCGGAGGCCAACUGCCGCAGAAGGUGUAGAGGAUAAUUACUUCCAUACGGACCCACUUCCGAUUGCUCCAUCCAAAUUGACAGUCCCAACAUCCGAGGAGAAGAACAACUCUACUGACGAUGAGUGGGGUGAAUGGAAGGACCCAGGGUCUCCUUUCUCGGAUUUUGAAAUGCUUGGCUAAGGUGGUCAUGGCUGGGCCUAUCAAAACUCUAGACAUCCUUCUCCCAGAAUCAUUAUGUGUCAACUCCAGGCCAGAGCCAGGCAAUCAGUUUGGACCUUCAUCACUUCAGAACUUCAACCCUGAUACUUCCAUCUACAUCCUCAGAUAUCAAUGCGCUACCCCACUUGGAAUCCAAGGUGGGCUGGCUGCCAGGUUUACUGAGGCUCUCGUGUAAUAUUUGGUUGAAGUUGUGAUGGCGCAAGCACCGUUGCCUAAAUAGAGUUUUGAAGAGUCUAAGUAUCUCUGUUUCGGCAUGUUGGGUUGCUUUUGCAUGCUCUGCUUCCAACUCACUGUCCUUUGGCUUGACGGAAAAGCUACGAGUUCGAAUACAAACUUCCUGUCACGUGUAUAUGAGGAGUUUAUCGCCUUUACAUGGUUGAUCGAGUCAUCUCGAGUCUGAGGAGGCAGUUGAAGAUCAUCCUGAAAUCUUGGAUGGUUCUUCAAGACAUGAAACUUCAUGUGGGCAUGGAGGCUCUAUUCCUGCGAUUGUUCUCUGAUGAGUUAUGCACGCCAUGAAAUUAGCAAUUGGGUGCAGUUCAGUGUGCGCCCGACGGCUUUGACCGACGUUUUAACGCUGCUAUUACAGUGGAAUCAUCUGAUCUCGAAUUGAUUUACGAAGUGCAGAUUAU
Marchantia polymorpha subsp. ruderalis is the source of this 4266-nucleotide messenger RNA. The record is from the annotation of a GenBank genome assembly. Lineage: Eukaryota; Viridiplantae; Streptophyta; Marchantiopsida; Marchantiales; Marchantiaceae.